GAAUGGGUGCGGUGGGCGGCGGGGGGGUGUGGAGGGGUCGUGCGGGCGAUCGAUGGGCGGCGCCGGCGGGUGGCGGCAGUCGCGGCCGGCGCGCCGCGCGGGACGAUCGAGCGUGGACCGGAGCAGCUGUACUAUACCGCGUGCAUAUCUAUCGACCGCACCGCCCGGCACCCGCGACUGCGGCCCGCAUCGAUCGCUCGCGAGGAGGUGUAACCAGCAAUGGAGGGCGGCGGCGGUGUGGGUAGCGUGGCGUCGCUCACGAUGGACUGCGAGGACAUGUUCAAGGAGAUCACCAAGAAGCUGUACGGCGAGGAGGCGGUGGGCGUGGGCGUGGGCGUGGGAGUGGGAGUGGGCGUGGGCGUGGGCGGAGUGGUCGGCGUCGAGUUCCCGGCGGCGGAGCGCGACCUCGACGACGACCUGCGACCCGAGGAGCACAUCACCGCCUGGGGACUCGCCGCCCUCAUGCAGAAUGGCUUCCCGCCCCCGGGAAUAUUGCAGGCGAACUUCACGCCGCGCAUAGACACGAGCGCGGAGGACCGCUGGUCGGCGGCGGAGGAGCCGCUGGCGUGGGCGCACUCGCGCGUGGCCGCCUACAACCCCGCGCAGCGCCUCUUCAAGUGCGCCGACUGCGAGUGCGUCGGCUUCCUGGCGCGCAUCGCCGAGCACUGGCUCGGGACGCAUUCGCAGGUUUGUGCUCGUUAUAUGUUGGAACACAGUGCAACUAUAGAUCGAGAUUAUAUGGAUGCUUCCGUGUGCGGGCAGGCUCGCGCAUUCCAGUGCCCGGUGGCGGGCUGCGGGUUCGCGUCGGGGUGGGCGCGCGGGGUGCGGGGCCAUCUCGCGCGCGACCACCACUCCGACCCCGCCGCCGCCGACCACCUGCUGCGGGACAACCCCGCGCUCGACGACCUCACCAGAUAUCUGCAGCGGCUCAAGAACAAGGUGGAGGCUCGCAACGAGAGACGGAACGGCGGGGGCGGGGCGGAGGCGGCGGGGGCGGCGGCGGCGGCGGCGGUUCCGGCGGAGACCAGCGAGGCGGGCAAGCGGUACGCGUGCGCCUCCUGCCCGUACGCGACCGACCGCCGCGACCUCUUCACGCGCCACGAGAACAUCCACCGCGACGAGAAGCCCUUCCACUGCUACCUCUGCCAGAAGCAGUUCAACCGCGCCGACCACGUCAAGAAGCACUUCCUCCGCAUGCACCGCGACCAGCCCUACGAUCUGAACCGCAUCAGGAGGUCGCCCGCGAAGCCCCCCCCGCCGGCGCCGGCGCCCGCCCUGCACUACUACAGCAAGCCGCCGGCGGAGCCCCCGCCCCCCACGCUGGAGUACCGCGCGCCCCCCACGCUCGCCCCCGCCCCCGCGCCCGCGCCCGCCCCCGCGCUGGCGCCCGGCGGCGUCAAGCUGGAGCGGCCGCCGCUCACCAAGGCGGAGACGGCGCCGCCGCCGCAGCCCCCCCACAAGCCGACGACGCCGCACCAGACCCCCGCCCAAGCGCCGGUUCGACGAAAGGGCGAGCGGCGCUACGCGUGCUGCUACUGCACGUGGUCGGGCGUGGACAACUGGUGCCUCAAGCGGCACCUGAACACGCACCUGAAGCCGUUCGCGUGCGCGCUCUGCGAGUACAAGGCGGCGCGCGCGGAGCGGCUCGCCACGCACGUGCACAAGGUCCACAACAAGAAGGCCUGCGCCAAGUGCCCCUUCCUGGCCGACGACCAGGCGCAGCUGGCUCACCAUCUGCGCGACGCACAUCACAUCGAGAGUCGCAACCUGAAGGUGCCCACUGGGGUGACGCGCAUCUCCGGCGGCUCCUUCGCGGCCGGCGCGAGCAGCGACGGGGGCGCCGGCGGAGCGGGGGCGGCGGGCGCGGCGGGGGCGGGCGCGGGCGCGGGGGCCGAGCAGAGCGCGGGGGCGGGCGCGGGGCGGAGGCGCGAGGGGCGCGCGGCGGGGGCGGCGCGGCUGUUCGGGUACCUGGAGGCGUCGGACGGCUCCGGGGACGAGUACGAGGGCGCGCUGGGGGGCGAGUUCGCUCCGCAGGCGGCCGCGGGCCCCGCCCCGCAGCACUACCGCGACAAGGAGAACGCCGCCCCGAUGCAUCACGCCGUGCACCACGAGCACUGCCUGCGGUACUAGACGACGGCCGCUCCGGGGAGCGAAAGGAUCGAUCGGGGCGAAAUCGAAUCUCGAGAAACGAUCGAGUCCGCCGGACCUCCGUUUUGAUUGUUCUCGGAGACGAAGCUUCGUCACUUUAUCUUCUACUCGUUUCUGUGUUAAUAAAUUAUCGUUCGGUAGUCGAUUCCGACCACCUUCCGAUAUCGUUUCGGGGAAUCGCUCGAGAAGGGAGCCGCGGUGGCGCGAUCGAUAAAAGGAAAACCUUCGUUUCGAUCGAAUCACCGCGGCGAGAGUGAGUUGUUCGACAACUUCUGUACAAAUUGUUAUACGUCGUGAAAAGAAAUAUAUUACUAUGAUGAAAUUGUCGUUUCAUUUACAGAUAUAUUAUUGUUUCUUUUCAUAAUAUAGAAUUGUCAUAGAAUUUAAUAAAGUGACAAAUAUUAUUUAUAUUUUUUUCACUUUUAUAAUAACAUUUUUUUCACUUUUAUUAAGCGUAAUGUCGGUUCUAUUUUUGAAGCUUAUAUUAUAUAAUAAUAAUAAUAAUAAUAAAAUUGUUUAUUUGUCUUUUUUUAAAAACAUAAAAACAGCAAACCAUAUUACUUUAAAUGUUAUCUUAGAGGUACCUUCAAACAUUUCAAUAUAUACUGUUUAUUACAUAGAUAAUUAAGAUCCUGCAAUAAUGUGAAUUUAAAUAAGAUUCAAAACAUAUAUCAAAGACAAAACGGUCUAUGACUCAGUAGCCGCAGACAUGCUAGUCCACUGCUCCUGUUAUUCUGUCAUAGCCUUUUCCAAAAAAAAAAACAAAGCUAUAAAAUAAGAUGACAUGAUUCGCAACACACACAAAGACAACUGAGCCAUAUUCAAGGCAAGUACACAAAUCGGACUGAAUCAAUAUAUUAUUUACUUAAAAAUAAUAAACAUUAAUAGGGCAGAAGACCCACUUCAAGAUGUUCCAACCAACGCAUAGGUAAUGCGUUGGUUGGAACAUCUUGAAGUAUAAUGAUUUACUUUAUAAUAAACGAUUUUUUUUUUACAUUUUACUGUAAUAAAUCAAGUACAGAGCCACACAACAAUCCAAAAAUAGCCACAACCGGGACGUCCGCCCCACAAACGUUACAAAAUAACAUGAUAUCUAUAAAAUAUGACUAGGGAGACCUGAUGCCAGCGCCAGAGACUGCUCCUGCAUAAGCCAUCUACGAUAUUUUUUACGAAAAGUUGGUAAAGUCGAGUUCAAAUCCGCUCUAAUUGGUGGAGGUAUAUUAUUCCAAAUUUUAGCAGAGGCAUACUUAAAACAUCCCCUGGCGCAGGAAAGCCUAAUUGGUGGCAACAGGUAUAGAUGCCCCCUGUCUCUUAAUAAGGGGUUAGUAUACCUAACAGUAAGCUUAUUUAUUAGAUAUGAA
This is a messenger RNA of Diatraea saccharalis (sugarcane borer), 3509 nucleotides long. The record is from the annotation of a GenBank genome assembly. Lineage: Eukaryota; Metazoa; Arthropoda; Insecta; Lepidoptera; Crambidae.